UCCCCCGUAUAGCCUUGACAGACUGCUGGGGCAAGUGCUGUUAGUGAGCACCUAUGAAGGCCGGAACGGCACAUGAUGGAGUGGGUGGCAAGGAAUAUGCCCGACUACCUUUGUCUCCCCAGUGGCGAUGUUUACACACAGCACCAGGUACUCAUUUGAGGCUGAGUCGACCUAGGACUGGUUCGGAUAAUUGUCACCGUCGUUGGCCGUGAGCGAACUCGGGUCGCCAGGGUUCGUAGUGCAGCGUAGCGCUAACCGCUGCACCACCGCUCACCCACAUACAGGCACAUACUGACAUACCUGGGCACGAACACACGCGUACCUAUGCUGUGCACACACACACACACCUGUACACAAAUGUGCUGACACUUGUACAAUCAUCUCUCCCACCCCCAUAGCCGUAAACAAACUUUUGGGGCAAUCGGCGUUCGCGCGCACACACAGCCACGUGGUCACACGCGUUGCAUCUAUAAACGCACAUCUGUACACUAAUAUGCUAACAGUCACACACACACACCUAUAAACACACACGGGCUGACACGCGCUCAGGUGCAGUCUUGUGACUGCAGGUGACCCACCAGCUGUGUGCGUAUAUAAGGCACCAGUCCCCACUCAGUCCCAAGUACGACAGGGUGCGGGACUCACCUGUGAACUCACCUGUUCUUCAGAAGCCUUCUCUACUCCACGACAGGAUGAUGCUCCGUGUCACGGCACUCGCUGCGCUGUUGGCGUUCGCCCAGGCGCUCAGCGUGGAGCAGCUGGAGUGGGAGUCGUGGAAGACUCACCACGGCAAGAGCUAUGAGAGCGAGCAGGUGGAGUCUCUCCGCCAGCAGAUCUUCCAGUCCAACCUGCGCCUCGUCCUGCAGAACAACCUCCUGGCUGACCAGGGCAAAGUCUCAUACCGCCUCGAGACCAACAAGUUCGCCGAUCUGACCGGCCGUGAGUUCCGUGACCUCGUGGUGGGCCACUGCCUCCUGAACCGCACGCGUCGCGAGCCCCGCGCCGCUUCGACCUUCCUGGUCGCGCGGGACGCCGUGGAGCCGCCCAGCGUGGACUGGAGGGACAAGGGCUACGUGACCGGGGUCAAGGACCAGGGCCAGUGCGGCUCCUGCUGGGCCUUCAGCACCACGGGCUCGCUGGAGGGGCAGCACUUUGCCGCGACGGGGAAGCUGGUGUCGCUCAGCGAGCAGCAGCUGGUGGACUGCUCGGGCAGCUUCGGCAACAACGGCUGCGAAGGAGGCCUCAUGGACAACGCCUUCGAGUACAUCAUCGCCAACAAGGGCAUCGACACGGAGGAGUGCUACCCGUACACCGCCACGGACGGAGUCUGCAAGUUCAAGCCGAGCUGCAUCGGGGCGACGUGCACGGGCUUCGUGGACAUCCCCUCGGGCGACGAGGCCCAGCUGAAGCAGGCCGUGGCGUCCGUGGGUCCCGUCUCCGUGGCCAUCGACGCCAGCAAUCCGUCCUUCCAGCUGUACGGCUCCGGCGUCUACGACGAGCCGAUGUGCAGCAGCGAGCAGCUGGACCACGGAGUCCUCGCAGUGGGCUACGGCACCCAGGACGGCACGGACUUCUGGCUCGUCAAGAACAGCUGGGGCGCGGACUGGGGCAGCAAGGGCUACAUCCUGAUGAGCCGCAACAAGAACAACCAGUGCGGCAUCGCCACCGCCGCCAGCUACCCCUUGGUGUAAGCGACGAGAUGAACCCAGCCAACAAAUACCUCCUGACCGGACACAUCCAGAAGAUUACACCAACACCUACACAUAUGUAACCCUCAAUGAACAUUCCAUCACCAUCAAAUCACCCCUAUCCCCAACCUUUGAAAAGACCUAUAUACCCUUACGUGCUACCGAGGUGAAUUGCUUUUGCCUGUAAUGUGAAAUAAAACAAAAUUCAAACAGAUGAACUGUGCAGCCAUGUGCG
Messenger RNA from Petromyzon marinus (sea lamprey), 1923 nucleotides. RefSeq names its product procathepsin L-like. The record is from RefSeq and is a predicted model, not a curated record. NCBI's taxonomy places the organism in Eukaryota, Metazoa, Chordata, Hyperoartia, Petromyzontiformes, Petromyzontidae. Gene Ontology annotation, molecular function: cysteine-type peptidase activity. Gene Ontology annotation, biological process: proteolysis.